Macroventuria anomochaeta is the source of this 797-nucleotide messenger RNA. RefSeq lists its product as uncharacterized. Bases 84 to 542 code for a protein of 152 amino acids. The transcript has a single exon. The record is from RefSeq and is a predicted model, not a curated record. Lineage: Eukaryota; Fungi; Ascomycota; Dothideomycetes; Pleosporales; Didymellaceae.
CUGGAAGAAAGCUUCGAACAUGCGGAGAAUAAUAUUCCUGUCGAUCAAAGGCAGAACCGGUUCGAUACCUGCCGGCACAGUGGAUGUUGGUUGAGCUUCUUGCGUUUUUGAAGAUGUUCUCCCGUUGUCGUUGGCUCCGACCUGAUGAAUCUUCAGAUAUGGGUAACGACAAGUUCUACGCUUGCGCAAGCAACGUGUACAACUCGAAAUUUUCGCCGCCGCAUUUUGCUUUCAGGGAUCGGCAACCCGUGCAUGGGAUCCUCUUCUGUCAACUUUCAAGGCUGUUGCCAGGCCGCACGAUCUCAUCAACAUGGCCACCACUUCUUCCCAAAGAACAAUUGAGUUUGAGUCCCUCACAACAGCUACAGACAUCGCGUUUGCCAUCGCAUUUCACUUUGCGGAUCCGACAUUCUGCGCACAUGUUUGGCGAUCUCUUCGAACCGCGGCCAGUCCGCAUGGGCUAUGUUCAGGGCUGCGAGCGAUUACUGCUGAAAAGAUGGUGGGACUCGCGUGAAGACGUUAUGGAUGGUAAUGGCAAGUAGACGCGUCUUGAUUAAUCGCAAGCAGUAGCGGAAUAGGGCGCUAGCCAUAUCGAGCCACGUUCACGUGUGACAUCUCUCGGUACCCGAACUCCCAACUCUCAACUUUGAAAACCAUCCUUGAUUAUCCAACACAGCAACAUGCUGCGAGUCCUUCGUUCACAUGCCUAAUCAGUCCAGCAACGAUGCGCAGUCGCCCCAAAGAGACACGGUCCGCCUAAGUUAGCAUUUUCACAUGCUCCUACGUCAUCCUGCCAU